CCUUGUCCUUCCGCCCCCAGACAAGGAGCUGAGCAUGGAGAGCAGGGAGGACAAAUCCCCGCAGCAGAACCUCAUGGGAGAGGCUGUUUGGAGCAGCUCCAUGGCACAGGAAUCCAGUGGGGAGGAAAAUCCCCGGAGAUCCCUCAGGAGGAGGGGCUGCAAAGGCAGAUCAGGGGGAUGUGAGGAGGAAAGACCCACCCUGUGCCAGGAAGGCGGCCAGAGAUGGAGCCAGAGCUCAGAGCUGGUGGAGCAUGAGCAGCAUCCUGAUGGGGAGAAGCCCCAAAAGUGCUCGGAGUGUGAGAAGAGCUUCAGCCAGAGGUUCAGCCUGAUCAGGCACCAGAGGAUCCACACUGGGGAGAGGCCCCACGAGUGUGAGGAAUGUGGGAUGAGUUUCAGCUUGAGGGAAUACCUGAUCUGCCACCAGAGGAUCCACACCGGAGAACGACCUUACGAGUGUGGGGAAUGCGGGAAGAGCUUCAGGCAGCGUAGCCACCUGAUCCUCCACCAAAAGAUCCACACUGGGGAGAGGCCCUACGAGUGUUCCGAGUGUGGGAAGGGGUUUCGGAUCAGCACCCAGCUCCUGCUGCAUCAGCAGACACACACAGAGUAUUGGCCCUUUCACUGCCCCGACUGUGGGAAGGGGUUCACGCACAACUCCGCUCUCAUCAUCCACCGGCGCAUCCACACUGGGGAGAGGCCCUACGAGUGUGAGAAAUGCGGGAAGAGGUUCCGGACGAGCUCCAGUCUUGGUCUGCACCUGCGCAUGCACACUGGGGAGAGGCCCUACGAGUGUGAUAAAUGCAGGAAGAGGUUUCAGACCAGCUCCAGUCUCCUCCGGCACCAGCGGAUUCACACAGAGGAGAGGCCCUUCCGCUGCCCCGACUGCGGGAAGGGGUUCAAGCAGAACUGCACCCUCAUCAUCCACCGGCGCAUCCACACCAGGGAGAGGCCCUACGAGUGUCCCCAGUGUGGGAAGAGCUUCUCCCGGAGCUCUCACUUGACCAAACACCAACUCAGGCACCAAUAAGGGAAGCCCUGCCAGUUCUCCCAGUGCGGGAAGAGCUUCGUGCCCUGCUCCAACUCUAUCCCCCACUGGAGGAGUCACAUUAGGCUGAGCCCUGGUGCCCCACAUUCCCUGUGAUCCAUGUUAGGAAGACACCUGGCCGGUUAUUGUUUUGUUUUGGCCUUCUUUUUUUCUCCUCUCCAUCUCUCUGCACUCCAGAAGCCAAAAGGGAUGGGUCUGUCACCUCAAGCCACUCCAAUCCCACAGAGAGCAAGUAAUUUUUAACCCAAAAGGGCUCAAUCCCACCCCAAAAUGGCUUGUUCCCACCUUGAGAAAAACUCAGUCCCACGGCAAAUUUCCUACAUUCCAUGGGCACCAGGGUGAGAUUGUGAGAGGUAUGACUGUGAUUUGUGUCAGAGAAAAUACAGAUAUAAUGAUGACAUUGUACUGUGGGAAUAAAAGAGAUGAAUUCUGAGCAACUGCUGUAUAAGACUGGGAGGGGAAAGAGAUGGACAGAAUAUGGUGAACAUUAGAUGGGCCAACUGAGCAAACACGUGAACUGCUUAUAGAGGCAAAAUUGGGUGAGAACCUAAAGAUCAGCAAAUGAAUGAGGAAGAGCAACGACCAUCACAGAGAGCUGAAAGACCACCAAGAAAGAGCCCACACAGCAUAGCAGGACAACAGGCACCACAAGGGGAAAUGGGGGGAGAGGAGGCUACUGAGAAGUGCUGAGAAAUGUUUGUGCAUCUGUAUGAAGGGAUGGAAUAAAUAUUUGCAGAACUGACAGUUGGGGUGUGUGACGGAGGAGCGCAGACUCCCCGCGCACCCAGCGCUGCUUGCUGGCUUUUUAUGGAACGUACUUUAAUA
Prinia subflava (tawny-flanked prinia) is the source of this 1870-nucleotide messenger RNA. Its product is annotated as zinc finger protein 239-like. The transcript has a single exon. The record is from RefSeq and is a predicted model, not a curated record. Bases 35 to 1027 code for a protein of 330 amino acids. Gene Ontology annotation, cellular component: nucleus. Gene Ontology annotation, biological process: regulation of gene expression. Lineage: Eukaryota; Metazoa; Chordata; Aves; Passeriformes; Cisticolidae.